GAGUAACUUUGGUGUGCACAGAGAGGACUUAUCUUUAAUGUGUACAAAUUGAGAUCAAUCUGAUAGAUAGGAUUUCAACCGGCUUAAUGCCUUUCCUCUAAUGCCAAUUACGUGUACUAGUCUCUUUGACAGGAUGUGACUUUUAAUUGUGUGGAAUGCAGACAAGUAUUAAGAUCUAGCAGGACACAAAUAAAGAGACAUCCUUUGUCUAAAACCAGUAGGGAAUCAUGUGUAACUUUUCCCAGUGCUUUGGAGAGAGACACUCCAUGCUGACACCUUCUUUUCUUCUUCAACACAUCAAUUAAAAAAAUGUGCUUUCGUGUGCAACCUCGAUUGUGUUGAUGAGGCAGGGUAUACUUCCCUCUAAAUUGUGGCUAUGCCAUAUGUACAUGUGACUCUUUUCUGGCGCUGUAUUGUCAACAACGUCGUCUGUCUCCUCUUCUCUCCAUCUGUAUUUCAGCCAGAGCUGAAAGCUGCCACCACACAUCUGUAACCAUGACUGCAGAGGAGAUGAUCAACAUCAAGGAGGCAGAGGUGAUCAAGCUGAUGCUGGACUUCCUAAACUCCAGGAAGCUGCACAUCAGCAUGCUGGCUUUAGAGAAGGAGAGCGGUGUCAUCAACGGCCUCUACUCCGAUGACAUGCUCUUCCUCAGGCAACUUGUUCUUGACGGCCAGUGGGAGGAGGUGAUGCAGUUUAUUCAGCCUCUGGAAGGAAUGGAGAAGUUUGACAAGAAAAGGUUCCGCUACAUCAUUCUGAAACAGAAGUUUCUGGAAGCUCUGUGUGUAAAUAAUGCCAUGUCUGCUGCUGAAGACCCUAAGAAUCUGGAGCUCAGCAUGCAGGAGGCGGUGAAGUGCCUCAACAGUCUGGAGGAGUUCUGCCCGACCAAAGACGACUACAGCAAGCUGUGCCUCCUCCUCACCCUGCCGCGGCUCACCCACCACGCAGAGUUCAAAGACUGGAACCCGAGCACGGCACGUGUCCAUUGCUUUGAGGAAGCCUGUACCAUGGUGGCCGAGUUCAUCCCUGCGGACAGGAAGCUGAGUGAGGCCGGCUUCAGGGCGAGUGGGAACCGCCUGUUACAGCUGCUCAUCAAGGGGAUCCUGUACGAGUGCUGUGUCGAGUUCUGUCAGAGUAAAGCAACAGGUGAGGAGAUCACAGAGGGCGAGGUCUUGCUCGGUGUGGAUUUGCUCUGUGGAAACGGCUGUGAUGAACUGGACUUGUCGCUGCUGUCCUGGCUACAGAACCUCUCUCCGGGUGCCUUCUCCUGCGCCUUCGAGCAGCAGACUCUCAAUAUCCACGUGGACCGCCUGGUGAAGCCCAGCAAGGCCGGCCACGCCGACCUCCUCACUCCUUUAAUCAACCGCCUGUCACCCUGCACUACCUCACCUUUCCACCAUAGGCCCCAUUCAGCAGACACCUACAUGUCCAGAUCCCUCAACCCAGCUUUGGACGGUCUGUCACACGGUCUUGCAUCCCAGGAAAAGAGGGGCAUGGAGGCAAACGUUAAGUCUGCCCUCAGUCGGAGCCUUGUUGAGAAUAAUGUUCAUCAGGAGGAUGAUUCACCUGAAAGGAAGCAACGGCCAGGGCUGGAUGGACCCAACACCCCACGCGCGCCUCUGACUCCAGGAAAAGAUGGUGGACCACCCGGUGGCACAGAAACAAACGAGCGUCUUGACUCCACCGAGCAUAUCCAGGAAUACUACAGACAGCGUCUCCGCGUGCAGCAGCAUCUGGAGCAGAAACAGCAGCAGCGACAGCUUUAUCAGCAGAUGCUGCUGGAGGGAGGCGUGAAGCCGCAGGAUGGAACACAAAACAACCUCACAGAGACUUUUCUCAGCAGGUCCAUUCAGAAGUUAGAGGAGAUGAAUGUGGGCAUUGACCACAGAGGAGACGAUGUGAUGUCACAUCUGGGCCAGCAGAGGAAUGGGCUCCCAGGGAACAGCAGCACCUCUAGCCCCAGAUCCACCAACACCCGACACACCCCAGAUACUGAGCCACUAAGGGAUAAGCCAGGUGGGUGGGCCAGCAGCACCCCAUCAAGGACUGGGAGUCAUGGUUUGCCCUCUCUCAGUGAGUCACCAGUCCCUGCAAGUAAGAGUGCUGAGAGGAUCAGUGGGUCCUGCCCGACACUCCAAGGUGACUCUGGCAGCUCUGAGACACGUAACUCAAAAGAGACAGCCAAGCCCAAAACACAGUUUGUUAAAGUGAGCCAGCUGGAGGACACGCAGGCAGUGCGAGCCGUGGCUUUCCAUCCUGCUGGAACGCUCUACGCUGUCGGCUCCAACUCCAAAACCCUGAGAGUCUGCUCCUACCCAGAGACACUGACCCCAAGUGGAGCUUCUGGAGCUCUCAAGCAGCCAGUGGUGCGCUUCAGGAGGAACAAACACCACAAGGGUUCAAUCUACUGUGUAGCCUGGAGCCACUGUGGACAACUGCUGGCUACUGGCUCCAAUGAUAAAUAUGUCAAAGUCCUGCCUUUCAAUGCGGAGAGCUGCAAUGCCACAGGUCCAGACCUGGAGUUCAGCAUGCAUGAUGGUACCAUCAGGGACCUGGCCUUCAUGGAAGGCCCUGAGAGUGGAGGAUCCAUCUUGAUCAGUGCUGGGGCCGGAGACUGUAACAUCUACACAACCGACUGUCAGAGAGGACAGGGCCUCCACGCCCUUAGCGGACACACCGGUCAUAUUCUUACUCUUUACACCUGGGGAGGAUGGAUGAUCGCAUCUGGCUCCCAGGACAAGACUGUGCGGUUCUGGGACCUGCGGGUGCCCAGCUGUGUGCGGGUGGUGGGCACAACUCUGCACGGCUCAGGAAGUGCAGUUGCUUCUGUGGCGGUGGAUCCCAGCGGCCGCCUGCUGGCCACAGGUCAGGAGGACAGUACCUGCAUGUUGUACGACAUCAGAGGAGGCCGCAUAGUGCAGACAUACCGACCACACGGCAGCGACGUCCGCUCAGUGCGCUUCUCACCUGGAGCCCAUAAUCUCCUCACUGGCUCCUAUGACAACAAAAUCAUCAUCAGUGACCUACAAGGUGACCUCACAAAGCCCCUCCCUCAGACGCUGGCAGGCGAGCACUGGGACAAGGUGAUCCAGUGCAGAUGGCACCCUCAUGACCGGACCUUCCUCUCGUCGUCUGCAGACCGAACUGUGGUCCUCUGGGCGCCCGGCCCCUGAGAUAUAUAUUCACUGGACAAACAUGCUAGCUGCAGCAGCAGGAGGCACAAGAACACAGUGUGAUGUAAUCACAUACUGCUGUGUGUGUGUUUGUUUGUGUGUGUAUGUAUGAGUGUUUGUGUGUUAACAUUUGACUACAUAGUUAGCUGUUAGCUGCUCACAGUUAACUGU
Labrus mixtus (cuckoo wrasse) is the source of this 3342-nucleotide messenger RNA. RefSeq names its product WD repeat-containing protein 47-like. NCBI's taxonomy places the organism in Eukaryota, Metazoa, Chordata, Actinopteri, Labriformes, Labridae. The record is from RefSeq and is a predicted model, not a curated record. The coding region runs from base 496 to 3171 and encodes 891 amino acids. The transcript is spliced from 15 exons. Gene Ontology annotation, molecular function: protein binding.